GGCUCUCCUAGCCGCCACACCGUGCUAUAAAGAAGCAACUUUACGCCGUGCCGCCACAGUCUCGCGAUCGUCGCCGCGUCGCGCGCAGAAACAGGAUUCUCGUUAUUCAGCAGCACGACCAAUCGCGAUAUAACGACGGAGGCGAACUGUUCGCUCAUCGAUCGGCGCGAUAUCACGUCCUGCGAAUCUCGGGACUACCUGCGCCUGGGAACCUCUGGCGCUCUUCGGAUGACGGGAGACUUGAAGUUUUCGAAGCGAGGGGCACGCCGAAACGUCGGAUAGCUGAGGAGGACUCGCCCCCGGCCCCGUCCGCGGCACAACACCGGCGGAUCAUUAUAAUCGAGUGGACAAACCGCCGACAGACAAUAGGGACCCGGCCGGUCGCUUCCGAUGGGGUCGUAGCCGCCGUACGCAGCGCGCGCCUAUUCGUAACAGUAUAUCGCGAUGAUAGGUUAGCCGGUAGCGGCAGGAAGAGAUCGUCGUAGCAAGGGGAGAUCGCCAUAGCUAAUCGUACCACCCAAGGUGGCACAGAUUGAGAGCCCCAUCAGCGCACAUCCUCUCCUGGCUAACGAGAUACCGCCGAGCGUCCAUCCAGUUCGUCCAGCGCGCCGUUACGCCGCUCGUCGCGUCGACGACGACAGCGUCGUGCGUCAGCUUCCGAUUGGCUGAUUAGAAUACGCCGAAACGACCGAAGUCCCGCGAAAUUGCCAACUGAAUUACGGAGAAUUCUGUUUGCCGCGCGAAUCGGCGGCGAUAAAAGAGAGGCAGGAAAAAAAAAAGGGAGGAAAUCUAAUCCCUUAUCCCACCGUUAAUCCCACCGUUAAUCGCGCGCCCGUCCUCGACCUCUUUUUUUUUCUUCCUUUAUCCUCCGUCGUGUCUCUCAUCCCUCUCGGCUUAACUCGGCACCGUGAGCGUCACUCGCCAUCUCGACACGUUGCCGUUUCACUCACGAAGAAACGAGGCAGGAGGGAGAGGGAGAGGCAGGCAAAUUCGCUCUUAGUGCCCCUCGACGGAUCCGGCGAUUCUCUUCCCCAUCGGGACGACAGUCGGCUUCCGGCUAACUGGAAGUGAACGCUCUAUGUAAACGAUUGCCGAGCGCAGCUGUUAUUGGAACACACAGGACUCAGGAAGCGCAUCAUGGAAGUGGCAAGUGAACUGUCGCCGCUGUCGGGGACGGAGAAUCAGGGCAAGAUCAAGGAGAGGAGCUCGUAUUAUCCCCAAGAACCCAGCAAGAGGCCGCAGACCAAGGGAGAGAAAGUGCGAACGUGUCUGAGACAUAACACGCUGACUUUACUGACAGUCGUCGGCGUUAUCGGUGGCGUGGUACUCGGCAUAAUCCUGCGAAGCACACGUGAGAAAUGGACGCCCCGCGAGAUCAUGUACAUCGGUUACAUUGGCGACCUGUUCCUGCGGAUGCUCAAGAGCUUGAUUCUGCCGUUAAUCAUCUCGAGUCUGAUAUCGGCUAUCGGCUCCCUCGAUAUGUCGCUCAGCGGCAAGAUCGGCGGUCGCGCGAUCGGCUACUACACGGUCACGACCAUCCUUGCGGUUAUUUUAGGAAUAAUCCUCGUCUGCUCGAUUCAACCUGGCAGAGGUCAAGAAGCCAAGGAAGCAGCGCAGACGUCGAAAACAAAUGUUUCCACCGCUGACACGUUAAUGGACCUAGUCAGAAACAUGUUUCCGCCAAAUAUCGUGGAGGCUUGUAUUUUUCAACAUCAAACUAUAAUGGAGGAGCCUAAAACGAAUGCACACGUUCCCUACGAUGAUUGGAAACCGAUCCAGAAGUCAGUUUCGGGCUCAAAUAUCCUCGGACUCGUCGUGUUCUCGAUAGUGAUGGGCAUCACUCUCAGUAAAAUGGGACCGCAGACGAAGCCGUUGUUGAACUUCUUCCAGUCGCUAUCCGACGCUAUGAUGGUGAUCACAAAAUGGGUCAUAUGGUUGUCGCCGAUUGGUGUGCUCUCCCUGAUCGCUUCAAAAAUUACGGAGAUAGAAUCGCUCGAAAUCCUAGUCACCCAGCUCGGAAUGUAUUUCCUCACCGUGAUAAUCGCAUUGCUUAUACAUGGCUUUCUGGUGCUGCCCGGGUUGUACUUCCUCUGUACGAAGAAGAACCCGUAUAGCUACAUAUGGAAUAUAGCAGAGGCGCUCAUCACUGCCUUCGGCACGUCUUCGAGUUCGGCGACACUGCCAAUCACCAUCAAUUGUCUCGAAGUGAACAACGGCAUCGAUCCGCGUGUCACCAGAUUCGUCAUGCCAAUUGGCGCUACCGUAAACAUGGACGGUACCGCCCUGUACGAAGCUAUAGCUGCCAUUUUUAUUUCGCAAGUGCGAAACCUAUCUCCUUCCUUCGGACAGUUAGUAGCGAUAAGUAUCACGGCGACUGCUGCCAGCAUCGGCGCAGCUGGAAUUCCGCAGGCCGGCCUAGUGACCAUGGUGAUGGUGUUAAACACGGUACAUCUUCCGGCCGACGAUGUCUUUUUAAUCCUCGCGGUCGACUGGUUACUAGAUCGAUUUAGAACGACCGUGAACGUUAUCGGUGACUCGCUCGGCGCGGGGAUCGUCCAACAUCUUAGCAGGAACGAGCUCUCGACGUUGCCGCACAGCACGCAGCAAACGCAAAACGGAGCCGAUUGUCAAGCGACCACGUCGAUAUAAACUAAUGUGUUCGUUAAUCGUUAAAAUCGCGUCUCCUCUAUUGACGAUCAUAAUCGCGGUUUCAUAAACCGCUUCGCAAUCGGAGGAUCGACCACCCAUGGCAUGGCAAACAUAUCGACAUGCUUAUCGCGCGGCUUAUCAUUGGAGUGUUGCUAUAACUUCUUGAACUUGCAAGAGCCAGAGAGAAUUUAAAAGUAUAUGCGGGAAAAUAAAAUUAAGAAUUAAGAUUAAGAGAACAUGAAUAAAUUUAUGGACGACAACAUGAUAUUACUUGUUACAGUCGUGUCAUGUCCGAGAUUUCUAAUUUUUUUUUAAGUUAUAAAAUUUCGAGAAAUAUAUACCGUUGACGGGUACAUUUCUACAUUUUCAAUCGUACGUCAUAACGAAGCGCGACAAUCGCGAGAUGCGAUCCUGACAAAGUGUUCUUGCGUUAGGUACUCAUUGUCAGUAAGUUCCGUUUUUAUCUUAGCCAAAUUGAUUUAGUUAUCAAUUACUCUAUGCCAUACUACGAGCGAAGGGAACAAUCAACUGUACCACCGUAUCGUAAUGCCAUAUUUGCGAUAAACGCACGCGGUAUGCGACAGGUGCGCGAAUUUCUUCAUUCAAGAGUUAUCCGUACGCAAGUGUACUAUAAAGAAAAAAAAAACAUUACUUUGGUAGUCACGUAAUUGACAUCCAUUCCGCGAUACAAGAUAUAAAUAUACGUAAUGAUAAGGCAUUAAAUAUCGAUUAUUGAACGUGCAGCUCGCGGUGCGAGCGACGAGCGUUCUUCAGAUGAUUUUGGAAUAUAAGAUAUGCUUGAAACUAAAUACUUCUUAACUUUAGUAAAUGUAGGCCCCCACUAAGCAAAUUUGCUUGUAAAAUGUAUAAGUAUAGAGUAUAUACAUACGUACAUAUAUAUAUAUAUAUAUAUAUAUAUAUAUAUAUAUAUAUAUAUAUAUAUAUAUAUAUGAAAUAUGUAUAUGUAUGUAUAUACACAUAUUCGUCUUCCAUUUUUGUUUGCCGAGAAUUACGCUUAUCUGAUACUGUAACGUGUAUAGUAUAGCAUUGCGUUUGAGUCGCAUAAUUCGCAAUCCGGUUUUUCUCUUCGCGAGUUAUCUACGUUUCUUCAGAAGAUUGCAUUUAAGAUUGCGAAACUCGUAACAGAUUUAUGAAAAGCGAAGUGUAUUCGGCGAUUUGAGAAAUUGGAUUUUAUCUGACACGACAAAGAGUCUCAAAUAGUUUAUAUUACCUUUUUUUAUAUGACAAUACAAGCGAGAAUUACAUAUGUAAUUUUACUCGCGUAUAUUAUUCCGCGGCGGUACAUGUUAGGAAAUAUCGUCGCGCAGUUGGUGCCAUACGAUUACAUCGUAUUUCGAAGAUAGCUUUUACACCUACAUAAUAUCCAGUGAAUAAAAGCAGACUUAACAAGUUCGAUGCCAUUAGCAACAAUGAACUGUGAGACUUAACCCUCAAGUAUGAAGCAACGUUGAUCAUUUUACACUCCCAUCGACUCCUCGAUUGAGAAAACGGAUAUGCAAUUUUAUGUUUUAUUUUACUGCAUUUUUUUACAUGUUUUCUCACGCGAUAAAAAAAAUUCGAUAAGUAAACUAAAAGUGUAAAGUUUUGUUGUAGAGCAUGUUAAAUGACGUAAAGCAAAAUCCGUACUUAAGAGUCGAAACGCCUUUUAUUUUUUGUUACAAUCUUUUAUUUUUCGGCACAACAAAAAUAAUCACUGUUAAAUCAUUGUCUUCGCGUGACAUGUAAAAGAAUUAUGUGAGAAAAUAACAAAAUGAUUAAUAAACAAAUCGCUUGAUUUUCUUA
This is a messenger RNA of Solenopsis invicta (red fire ant), 4452 nucleotides long. RefSeq names its product excitatory amino acid transporter 1. Bases 1138 to 2649 code for a protein of 503 amino acids. Gene Ontology annotation, biological process: L-glutamate transmembrane transport. NCBI's taxonomy places the organism in Eukaryota, Metazoa, Arthropoda, Insecta, Hymenoptera, Formicidae. Gene Ontology annotation, molecular function: glutamate:sodium symporter activity; neutral L-amino acid transmembrane transporter activity; L-glutamate transmembrane transporter activity. The transcript has 8 exons. Gene Ontology annotation, cellular component: plasma membrane. The record is from RefSeq and is a predicted model, not a curated record.